AAGCGCCGCUCACAUCCUUCGCCGGAGGCUCCACGGCGGGCGGCUAGGGCUGGCACGGAGAUAUAAGCCCUACAACAAUAGCCUCACAGCAGCGAUGAACUGACCGAUCCAUCCAGCCAUCGCAAACCACAGAUGCCGUCUUCUACCUCACGGCCCGUCCUCUGGACGGAGCACCUCAUCUUCCUCCUACUCCUCCUUCCGACCACGCUCAGCACGGCGCUCCUCCUCUCCGACACGAGCCACUGGACCAUGGCCGGCUCGCUAUACGGGCUGAUCAACGAGUACCGGACCUCGGUGCAGACCGGGGUGCAGGCACUGGCCACGCUGCUCAGCACCGUGCAACUCCUGCUGAUAUGCCGGCUAAUCAACCAAGCGACGCGCAUCCGGUUCGCGCAGCACCCCACGCAACUAACGAACUUGAGUUUCUGGGCGUCUCUAUCAACGCCAGCGGUGAACUGGACCCUCCCACCGGUUCUGGUGGUGGUAACCUUCCUACUGGCGAACCUCUCCGCGGUGCUCUCCGCGCUCUGGACCGGCGCACUCACGCCUACAGCCACAACAACAACCCACCUCCACCCGCUACGCAUCCCCUCCUACACCAACACAACCUUCAUAACCGAAUACCCGUCCCAGAUCGACCGGACGGGCCCAACAGCGCGCACCAACAGCGGGUAUUUCACGUACUCGGUGGGGCUGGGCCAGCUGACCGCGCUGAUCUCCUCGGCAAACACAGCCUCAACAGUCGACGGGUCGGCGCGCGUGCACGCCAAACUCGAUAACACAGGCUACGCAUACCGGGGCCGGUCAUUCGGCGUCGGCAGCUCCGUCGGCCUCACCGACACCGUCCUCCGAGCCGCGUUCCCGCACGCCACGCACUACACCUACACCGAGCCGGGCUACGCCGCCCGCGUACACUGCGCCUACAACCGCUCCUCCGCUUUCUUCCUGCAGGACCUCGCCCAGUACGCCCUCUACGCCGCCCGCGGUCCGCUGCCUGACAGCGUGAAUGCCAGCGACCGCGGCGCCGGCGAGUAUUCCGUCUACACGGGGUACAGUACCCAGACGAUCGUGGCGUUGGGCGUCGCGGCGCAGCCCGUCGUGUACUCGCGCACGAGGUAUGUGGCUGCGGCGGCGGGCGGGUAUUAUCUGGCUUUGAAUGCAAGUCAGUGCGUUGUGGCUUUUGAGCCGGUGUGGUUUGACGUGGAUGUGCGGGUUGCGGGGAAGGAGAUUCGGUUGUCGGACGUUGACGAUGGUAAUGCUGGACAGGGAAGAGCCGACGCGGACAUCGACCCCAGCAACCGCACCAUCCACAUCGUCAUGCGCCAGCUCGAACUCAUCUCCAAUGAUCUGACCAGCUUCUAUCGCUCGACGCUGGGCGAUGCCUUCAAUACCAGUAUUGCUGAUUAUCGGACUUCGGUGGCGAACAUCACGGCUAACACCACGGCGAGUGUGGACGCCAUCAGUAUCGGGGAAGCGGCUGCGAAGAAUGCAUCGGAGGAGGCGAUUGCGCUCGCGGGGAUCAGGAAUGUGUACAUCUCCCUCAUCGACGAUAUCCUGGCGGGAUAUGCAUCGGCGCAGUUGAUGGUCGGCGGCUUCACGCAAGAGACCCAGGCAAUGGUCACGGUCGAGGCGUUUCGGGUCGGAUCCCGCCCGUACAUUGUGUGUGUGUUUGUGGUGUCGAUGGUGCUGCUUCUGGUUGUGGCGGCGGAGAUGGUCCGCACGCGUCUGUGGGUGGGGUUGCCGCGGUUUGACUAUUUGGAGAUGAAGAUGGUGGUGGCCGGAGCAUCGAAUGGAGGGCGGGGCAUUGCGGAGCGAGCAGCCGAAAGGGCCUGGUGUGGGAAGGGAAUUGGAAGGAUUCGGGUUCGGUUGGCCGGGGUGGGCAAGACGGCGGGUUGGAGGUUGAUUGUGGAGGAAGGGGUAGACAAGGAGAUGUUGCUACUGGAAGGAGACGGGGAGGGUGACUGGAUUUAG
Molecule: messenger RNA, 1971 nt
Organism: Aspergillus homomorphus CBS 101889
Lineage: Eukaryota; Fungi; Ascomycota; Eurotiomycetes; Eurotiales; Aspergillaceae
Exons: 2
Coding region: 133-1971 (612 amino acids)
Source: RefSeq, a predicted model, not a curated record